CUUGCGCGUAGCGAUAAAAAAGACACGUUUGCUGAAAUAGUAAAUAGUUUUCACGCACCGAUUCACCAAUGAAUGCUCGAUUUUUUGCCAGAAGAAAUGGAAGCUAGUGACCUUAAUCGUGUUACCUUCGGAGUAUUAGCUGAGCCAAACCAGGUAACCACCCAGUAUAUAGAAAUGCAACAGAAUUCGGUAUCCAAUACAGUUCCUGUCCUUUCGGGGCCAACCGUCAUUACGGCACAACCACAAGGAGAAACCAGACAAGAAAGGAGACCGAUUCCUGUGAAUACGUUGAAUUGGAUAUCGACACCAAGGUCACAGCUGACCGUACUUUCUGGAACUCACUUCUUAUCUAACGUGGAACAAUUGGAAAUUCAGCAGAUUGUUGACCUCAGCACACUGCUCGGUAGAUUAAAAAAGAAAUUCCAAUACAGAGUAAAAGUACCAAAAGCUGAAACGUUAUUCCUAGCAAUGGAAACAGAAUCAAAGAAUGAAUCAAGCGGUUGGAGUUGCUCCAGAUUGACUCGCGACGAUUUUCAGUUAAAUAUUGUGGACCAAUGCGGCGAAACCGCGUUCACCAUGGUUAUGAAUUCCAUGUGGACGUUUGCUUUGAAUAAAUCGCACAGUAUGUCGGUGCUAAGCCCAAAUUUAAUUGGCACAAUAGGACAAAAUUUGCAUAUAAUAGGUUCCAGUUUUACGGUGUAUGAUGCAAUAGGAAAGCGACUUUGUAAUAUAUACGGGCCAAAUGUUAGUGAUUGUUGCAUGUAUCAAGAAUCCCAGUUUCAGGUAAUCUCGAUCGAUGGCACUCAUCAAAUUGCAUCUCUUAUGCAUCAGUGGGACAAUAUUCUUCACGAUUAUAUUAUGUUAAUUACAUUUCCUUCAGAUUUAGACAUAAAAUUCAAAACCUUACUCCUCGCCGCAGCAUUUCUUCUGGAAUAUCUGUACUUCAGACAACUAAGAAGAUAGUUUUAAUCGUGAAAAUAAGAUACGCAUCAACAUCGACGUAUUCAAACAUUACCAACCAACGUACAUUACCAACCAAACAUUACGUACCAACAAAAACGCGAGGAAAACGCGUCAGCGAGAGGCGCAAAUUCUUGCCACGACUCGGAUAAUCGACGCCGCGAAUUAGUCAUUCCUCUGUUUCGAUUAAGAUAACAGAGGUGGUUAGAAUGAGUUUAACACUGAAUGAAAAGGGUUAAUAUAAACUUGUAUAUUUAACAUCAUUUAGUAUUAUAAUGAGCACGUCACAAAUUAUUUAAUGAUAAAUACAAUUAAUUUGAUACAGGAAUUCGACCUGACUUUAUAAUAUUUCUCGAUAUAUUCGUUAGACUAAUCGACUUUAAUUUUAUUCGUCUGGACCUCUCGAUGCAUAACGUUUGAAUCCUCAAAUGAUACUGAUUAUCUUUCGAUGUUUUCGUGGUCUUCUCUGGGAGACGACCCCCACUACGCUCGGAUCAUGUCACCGUUCACGCCCAUAAUCACGUAUGCCACCUUCUUUGUGUGGAUAAAAUAACGGACCGAAGGCGAAUCGACGUUUCUAGAACUCACUGCUUCAUAAGAAUUAUGCGCUUGUCGCUACAUCGUAUAUAUUUCGCCAGUUAUAUAAAACGAUCUGCCUGCGAUACUGUAAUACCACGAGCGGCGGUUAGGAAUACGGCCUAUGGUAAGCCUCGUGACGUAACAAUAACGAUCAUCAAUAAUAACGGUCAGUAAAAACGGUCAUCAUUGAUAAAUGUA
Messenger RNA from Bombus huntii, 1737 nucleotides. Its product is annotated as phospholipid scramblase 2-like. Gene Ontology annotation, molecular function: phospholipid scramblase activity. Gene Ontology annotation, biological process: plasma membrane phospholipid scrambling. The record is from RefSeq and is a predicted model, not a curated record. The coding region runs from base 73 to 963 and encodes 296 amino acids. NCBI's taxonomy places the organism in Eukaryota, Metazoa, Arthropoda, Insecta, Hymenoptera, Apidae. Gene Ontology annotation, cellular component: plasma membrane. The transcript is spliced from 7 exons.